AUGGCGAAACGGCGGCGCCUGUCGGUCGAAGACUACACCGUGGGAUGGGUCUGCGCCCUUCCCAUAGAACUCGCCGCCGCUCAGGAGAUGCUCGAUGAGACACACGACGAUUUCGACAACCAUGAUCCAAACAGUAUAUACACACUAGGCCGCAUAGCCGGCCAUAACGUCGUCAUCGCAUGCCUUCCGAAGGGCCAGAUGGGUACAAACUCCGCUGCCACUGUUGCCGCGCGGCUACAGGCUUCGUAUCCGGCGGUGCGAUUCACUCUGCUUGUUGGAAUCGGUGGAGGUGUUCCAUCCUCGAAAGCAGAUAUUCGUCUUGGGGACGUCGUUGUCAGUCUCCCCGAGAAGAUGCAUGGCGGGGUGGUUCAGUAUGACUUUGGGAAGUCUACCCCGACUGGGCUUGAGCGGGCGGGUCACUUAAAUGCUCCGCCAAAGAUCCUGCUUGAGGCCGUUGCCAAAGUGCAGGCUAGCCACUUGAGGGGACAGGCUAGGCUCCAUGAGCACGUCGGACAUUUCAAGAGCUUAUCAGGGUUCGAGUCACCAAGCUCUGAACAGGACGUCCUUUUUGAGGCAGAGUACGAACAUGAUGGCGGUGGCACCUGCAAAGAUUGCGACAGAUACAGAGCAGUACAGCGUGGGUCUCGUGAGAAGCGUAUAGUAGUCCACUACGGCACCAUUGCGUCAGGCAAUCUUGUGAUGCGAAGCGGAAUUGAACGCGAUCGAGUCAGCUCCGAACUUGGAACCGUGCUUUGUUUCGAGAUGGAGGCGGCUGGCCUAAUGAAUACUUUCGGCUGUAUUGUCAUUCGAGGCAUUUGCGAUUACGCUGACUCGCACAAAAGCAAGGAGUGGCAGCCGUAUGCGAGCGCAACGGCUGCGGCAUAUGCAAAGGAGCUAUUGACCGUCAUACCGCCUGCCUCUGUUGCAGGGGUACGGACUCCAGAGGAGGUCCUCAAAGACAAAGAAGUCAACCAAGAGCUGCUGAACCGCCUGCACUAUGUUGCGGAAGCAACUUUCAACUCGUAUCAAAAACAGCACGAGCGGACAUGUCUCGAUAACACCCGUUCCCAGGUUCUCGAGAAGAUCAAUGCUUGGGCUGAUAGGCAAGACGGAUCUUCCAUCUUCUGGCUGAAUGGAUGGGCAGGAAUCGGUAAAUCAACAAUUGCUCGCACGAUCGCCCGGCGAUACCAUGAGAAGCAACGCCUUGGGGCCAGCUUCUUCUUCUCCAGGGGCGGCGGAGACGUCGGUCAUGCUGGAAAAUUUGUCACGACCAUUGCCCGACAGCUUGCUAACCAUAUCAUACCUCUUCAGUCGUUUAUCUGCAAAACGAUUGAGGCAUGUGUUGAUAUAGGGACGCAAUCUCUCAGUGACCAAUGGCGUCAACUCGUUGUUCGUCCGUUAUCCAGUCUGACUGAUCGCUGCGGCGUGCCCCCAUUUGUCGUCGUGAUCGAUGCUCUGGAUGAAUGCGAUGACGAUAGGAACAUCCGGACCAUCAUACAGCUGUUGGGCGAGGCACAACUGGCCGCGUCCGAUGUUCUCAGAGUAUUCAUAACGAGCAGACCGACUCUCCCCAUUGAAAAUGAAGUCUCUCGCCUACCCGAAGAAAGCCGCUGCGGUUUGAUACUUCAUCAUCUACCGUCCGAGGCUCUGCAUCACGACAUCUCCGUCUAUCUCCAGCAUGAAUUACGCAUGAUAGCACAAGCAAUGGCUCUUGACUCCUCGUGGCCCGCCCCAGACGCAGUCGAGUUUCUUGCAGCUAAAUCAAGUGGCCUUUUUAUAUGGUGUGCAACUGCGUGUCGUUUCAUUGACGAGGGAGGUCCAUUUGCCCAGGAACGACUGAAUACUCUCGUUCAAGGCGGGUCGUCAAGCACCGGCCCCGAGGAAAGCCUUAAUGAGAUUUAUACCUCAGUACUCAGGAGGGCUGUUUCCAUGACCUACACGGACCAAGAGCAAAAGAAGCUCUAUAAUCUCCUCAGACAGGUUCUUGGGGCCGUUAUUCUUCUUUCCUCGCCGCUGCCGCUCGAAUCGUUAUGCAGGCUGCUUCAAAUUCGGAUACAGAGCACUACCUACAUCCUGCGAAACCUCCACGCUAUCCUAGACAUUCCCCAUGACCUCAGUCGUUCGAUUCGUCUACACCACCCUUCAUUUCGCGACUUCUUGCUUGAUAAAGGCAGAUGCAACGAUCCAAAUUUCUGGGUGGAUGAACAGAAGGCGCAUCACGAGUUAGCAUACGGUUGCCUGCACCUCAUGAGUUCAUCUCUUAGGGAAGAUAUUUGUGAUAUCCGCAAUUAUGGAGCGUCAAUCGAUGAUGUGGAUGAGACUCGGUUGCAGCAAAGCCUCUCGUUAGAGGUCAAAUAUGCGUGUCUUUUCUGGGUGCAACAUCUCCAACAGAGCAAUGCUCCGCUAGAGGAUAAUGACGCCGUCCAUGAGUUUCUAAGCGAGCACAUCCUUCAUUGGCUCGAAGCCCUUGGCUGGAUGCGCAGGGUGCCGGAAGGGAUUCGAGCAAUAGUGUCUUUGGAGUCUAUGGCGCUCGACAAUGACUGCCCCCGUCUUUAUGAGCUUAUUUGGGAUGCAAGGCGCCUAGCUCGGGUUAACAAGGCUAUACUAGAGGAAGCUCCGCUACAGAUAUAUUUUAGCGGACUUUUAUUCGCCCCGUCACAAAGCAUCAUUCGCGCGACCUCCCAGGAUGGUCUCACCCGGUGGAUGAAGAAGAUACCUUCCGUUCAAAGUGAUUGGAGUCCUGAUGAACAGACCCUGGAGCUGGAGCGUGGUGGUGCCAAAUGGAAAGGUACUCGCGUCAACAUCUGGGAGCACGGUGAAACUUUGGGAUACCCCUACAGGUGA
This is a messenger RNA of Aspergillus calidoustus, 2844 nucleotides long. The record is from the annotation of a GenBank genome assembly. NCBI's taxonomy places the organism in Eukaryota, Fungi, Ascomycota, Eurotiomycetes, Eurotiales, Aspergillaceae.